Messenger RNA from Contarinia nasturtii (swede midge), 1387 nucleotides. RefSeq lists its product as uncharacterized. The transcript is spliced from 8 exons. The coding region runs from base 336 to 1259 and encodes 307 amino acids. The record is from RefSeq and is a predicted model, not a curated record. Gene Ontology annotation, molecular function: lipase activity. NCBI's taxonomy places the organism in Eukaryota, Metazoa, Arthropoda, Insecta, Diptera, Cecidomyiidae.
GCAGUGCGCGGUGUGUGUGCAGAGACUCAAAACGGUUUGCGUGCAUUUCGGAGAGUUUUUUUUUUGUCGCUCGUACAGAAUUUGAUUACAGUUUAUUUAAAACAGUGCUGUUGAUGUGCGCACUUUUUUUUUCGUCGGUUUAUUUCUCGUUCGCAUGCUGUGUCAGUGUCUAUUUCAUUUGGGAAUAAGUUUUUGUUUUGCCAACGAUUUUAUUCAACAAUCGCGCGUUUGUUAACUCUCUCUAUCUUGCACACACUCGACAUCUAAGCUCAUUCCGAGUGACGGGGUUCUUUCUGAAAUUCUCUUGUGAUUUACAUUGUCGGUCAUUUUCAAAAAUGAGCACAACAUACAUUUUUGUUAUAAUAACAGCGAUCGCUGCAUUUUUCACAGUGAUGCCAACACUUACGUUUGCUGCUACUCUUGAGCGUCGUACCAAAUUUAUUAUUUAUGAUAAUAAAAACACCGAGGUGAUGGUUUCAACAUCGAGAGAUGACGUUUUGGAGGAUGCGCUUGCUGACUGUUGGCCAACAAAAAAAUAUGCAAUAAUUGUGCCUGGAUGGAGGGAAAGUUGCAAUACUUCAUGGACGAUAGAGUUGCGAGAAAAGUUAAUUGCGAAUCGAGGCGGAUGCAUCAUAUGCAUGGAUUAUCGUGACUAUAACGAAGACUAUGGGUUUUUGCUCGUUAAUUUUAAAACGAUCGCAAAUUUAUUGACCGACAAAUUGAAAGUAUUGAGAGAACUUGCUUUUGAUUCAUCAUCAUCGUAUUUAUUUGGUUUUAGUUUUGGGGCACGUUUAAUUGCAAAGGCUGCAACCGAUCUUGGAACUAAACAAAUCGGAACAAUUCAUUUGUGUGAGCCUGCGGGGCCAGGAUUCGAUGGUUUGAGAAAUGCCGAUCCAAAAAUGGCAGCUGUGCAUUCGCAAUGCAUCCAUACUGCCUCGGGGGGAUAUGGCACUCGUGAACGUACAUGUCAUCAAAACUGGAAUAUGGGUAAUUGUGGCGAAUCUCAAAUCGGUCAAAGGCCAUUUCCAUUGGGCAACCACGGAUUGUGUCCCGUUUUUUAUAUAAGUGCAUUUGAUAAUGUAUUUGCUGCCGUGAAAAAGACUGAGGCAUGCCAACAACCGAUUAAUGAACGAGAUGCAAUCAAUUUACCACAUAACCAAACCAUUCGAAUGGGCUAUUAUCAAAAUGUAUCGAGCAUGAUCGAUCUAAACGAAACAAAUUUGUAUGCUAUCACAAGCCGUGAUCCGCCAUUUAAUUAAAGGUCAACCCAAAAAAUAUUAUUCGUUCUAUCUCAUACUGCCAACUCAAAAUGACGUAUAAAUGUAACAAUAAAAUAAAAUGUCUGACAUUCGGGUGUCAAAUCCCAAACGUCUGUCUCUCCCAACUA